This is a messenger RNA of Acanthoscelides obtectus, 832 nucleotides long. The record is from the annotation of a GenBank genome assembly. NCBI's taxonomy places the organism in Eukaryota, Metazoa, Arthropoda, Insecta, Coleoptera, Chrysomelidae.
UGUAGGGCAAAUGUACGGCGAAAUCUAGGAUGUGUGAAAUAUGUCUAAUUGAAGUGUAAUGCUAAAAAACAGACAAAAUGUCUAUACCUCAGCUAGAAAACAGCGUAGAUCGCUUAAAUAUGUCAGAAAACUCUUCCACAUCAAACUCGGACGAAUCAUCCUCCGAAAAUGAAGAGGAACCUAGUUUUCCAGUUGCGAUGUGGGACUUCAACCAAUGCGACCCUAAAAAGUGUUCCGGUCGAAAAUUGGCACGAUUAGGGCUCAUUAAAGUGCUUAGAGUCAAACAACCCUUUUCUGGUAUCGUAUUAUCGCCUACGGGACAGAAAUGCGUGAGCCCUCAAGACAGGGUUAUUGUAGAGGCAAAAGGGGUAGCUGUGAUUGACUGUUCUUGGGCUCAGUUGGAAAACACACCAAUUAAAUCUUUAAGGAUAUCCCAUGGACGACUUUUACCCUUCCUGGUAGCUACUAACCCCAUAAACUAUGGCAAACCAUGCCAAUUGAGCUGUGUCGAAGCUGUAGCAGCUACUAUGUACAUAGUAGGGUUCAAAGAUGCAGCCAAAUUUUAUUUGAACAAAUUUUCUUGGGGACACUCCUUCUUAGAUUUAAAUGGGGAACUUCUAGAUAAAUAUGCUAGUUGUAAGGAUGGCAAAGAAGUUAUUGAGGUGCAGACACUGUACAUUAAGGAGGAACAAGAAAAACUAGCGCAAAAUAAAAAAGUUGACAUGCUGCCAUCUUCAAGUGAUAGUGAUGAUGAAGAUUAAUACUAAACUGUAUUUUUAUAAGUAAAUAAAUAGGUUUAUAUUGUUUAUCAGAUGGUAUUUUAUUGAAUCCC